Molecule: messenger RNA, 1998 nt
Organism: Tetrahymena thermophila SB210
Lineage: Eukaryota; Ciliophora; Oligohymenophorea; Hymenostomatida; Tetrahymenidae
Product: peroxisomal acyl-CoA oxidase
Exons: 4
Biological process (GO): fatty acid beta-oxidation using acyl-CoA oxidase; lipid homeostasis
Cellular component (GO): peroxisome
Molecular function (GO): acyl-CoA oxidase activity; fatty acid binding; FAD binding
Source: RefSeq, a predicted model, not a curated record
AUGUCAACUAAUCCAUUCAAGUAAGAAAGAGAAAAAGUUUCUUUCAGUUAAGAAGCCAUGGCUGAACUCUUAUAUGACGGGCCAGAAGAAUUGUAAAAAUUUAGAAAGUACUAACAAGUAUUUGCUGAUGAUCCUAUUUUAAAAUUCGAUCCUUCCAAAAUUGAUAUUUCUCGUAAGGAGCUCUUUGCUGAAUAUUGCAAAAAGACCUAUAGAUAUCACGAAUUGUUCAAUUAAUCAUCAAACCCAAUUAACAAAUAUUGUGGCCUUAUGUUUGAUGAGCCUCUCAUUGGAGCUGUUCACCACUCCAUGUUUGUUCCUAGUCUUUAACUCUUAGCUGAUGAUGAACAAUAAAAAAGAUGGCUUUAAGAUGCUCUUUAGAUGAAAAUUAUUGGUUGCUAUGCUUAAACUGAGCUUGCUCAUGGAUCAGAUGUUUAAAAUCUUUAAACCACAUCUACUUAUGACUAAGCUACUGACAGUUUCAUUCUUAAUACCCCUGAAGUUGGAGCAGCUAAAUGGUGGGUAGGAGAAUUAGGUCUAGUUGCUAACCAUGCUAUUGUUUAUGCUCAACUCAUCAUAAAUGGACAAAGAUAUGGACCUUAACCUUUUGUGGUUCAAUUACGUGAUCUUAAAACCCACAAGCCCCUUCCAGGUAUUGACGUUGGUGAUAUUGGACCUAAGUAUGGAUACAAUAGUAAAGAUAAUGGAUUCCUCAUUUUAAAUAACAUUAGAAUACCAAGAACUAAUAUGUUAAGCAGAUAUGUAAAGGUAACAGAUAAGGGAGAAUUUAUUCCUGCUGGUAAUCCAAAGAUUGUUUAUGCUACAAUGAUGAAGGUUAGAUUGGGAAUAUUAUACGAAUCCUAUUACUUCUUAGCUGCUUAGCUUACUAUUGCUACUCGUUACUCAUUAAUUCGCAAGUAGUUUAAAGACGAAAACGGUAUUGAACGUACUAUUUUAGAUUAUCAAACAUAACAAGAUAAACUUCUUCCCUAUAUGGCUGACGCUUAUGCAAUGGCUUUCAGCUUUAAGAAAACCAUCAAUAUGUUUUAAGAAAAUUUAGAAAGAUGUAGCAAAAAUGAUUUCUCUCUCUUGCAAGAUCUUCAUGGUUUACUUAGUGCUCAUAAAUCUGUCAGCACCCAUACUACUCUCGUUGGUAUGGAAAAGAUUCGUUAAUCUUGUGGUGGUCACGGCUUUUCUUCAUACAGUGGUUUAGUCGGUCGUCUUAAACUCUGGUACCCUUACAGCACCUUCGAAGGUGAAAACACUAUUAUGUUAUUACAAACUGCUCGUUACUUAAUAAAGAAGUUCCGCAAGUCUGUUCGCCCAGAAAGCCGUAACAUUCUUCCUCCUCAAUGCGAAUACUUAAGAGAUCAUACUUUGUUGCUCUCAACCAAAUGCACAGCUGAACACAUGAGAGAAUUCUUGUUACUUGAGCCUCUUAGAAAGAUGAUGCGUUUCACUGCUUGUUUCCGUGUUGUUAAAGCAGCUAAUUAACUUGAAGACUCAGUUAAGAUCAAAAAGAUGCAUCCUAAGGAAGCUUUUGACACUGCUGCUGGAUCAUUAUUAUGUGAUGCUGCCACAUCUCACACUCACUACUAUAUUUUCAACUCUUUCUUUGAAAAGAUUAUCUAAGUUAACGAUGAGUCUAUUAGAGAAGUUCUUUCAAGAUUGUGUGCUUUAUAUGCCCUCACUAAGAUUGUAGAGAGACCUGAUGCCUUAUACGAAGGUGGUCAUAUUAAUGGUGAAUAGCUUAAACUUAUGCGUGAAGCUCGUGAAUAAUUACUCGUUGAAUUACGUCCUGAAGCCAUUGGCCUUGCUGAGGCCUGGAGCUUCCAUGAUAAUACUCUCCGUAGUGCUAUAGGUAGUUCAAAAGGUGACGUAUAUGAAACUCUAUUAGAUUGGGUACAAAACAAAAAUCCAGUUAAUAAACCAGAAGUUUAAUCAGCUUUGCAUGAAACUAUUGCUCCUAUUGUGGGUAAAGUGCAUGCUCCAAGACUUUGA